AUGGGUUCCGCGAUAGCGAACAACAAGUUCACCAUCAAGGCCAUCAGGUCGUACAUCAUCGGCGGUGUCGGGUCCGGCGGUGAUUAUCACAAUGUCAAGGGCGGCCACUGGUUGAUCGACUCGGAUAUCUCGACACCCUGCUCGCGAUGGGAGCAAUACCGCAAAUCGAGAACGAGCUGGGGCAUCAAUGUCCUCGGCUCCUUUUUGGUGGAGAUUGAGUCUGCCGAUGGCACAGUCGGUAUCGCGACCGGCUUUGGUGGCCCUCCCGGCUGCUGGCUCGUGCACCAGCACUUUGAGCGUUUCCUAAUCGGCGCGGACGCACGAAACACCAACCUCCUCUUCGAGCAGAUGUACCGUGCCUCCAUGUUCUACGGACGAAAGGGUCUCCCUGUGGCCGUCAUCUCCGUCAUCGACCUCGCGUUGUGGGACUUGCUCGGCAAGAUCCGCGACGAGCCCGUCUACCGUCUGAUUGGUGGCGCCACCAAGGAGCGCGUCGAUUUCUACUGCACCGGCCCUGAGCCGCCCGCGGCUCGGGACAUGGGCUUCUGGGGCGCCAAGGUUCCCCUGCCCUUCUGCCCGGAUGAGGGUCAUGUCGGCCUCAAGAAGAACGUAGAGUUUCUACGCAAGCACCGAGAGUCCGUGGGCCCAGACUUCCCCAUCAUGGUGGACUGCUACAUGAGCCUGAACGUGUCGUACACCAUUGAGCUCGUCAAGGCGUGUGAGGAUCUCAACAUCAACUGGUGGGAAGAGUGCCUGUCGCCCGAUGACACGGACGGCUUCGCUCAGAUCAAGCGUGCCCACCCCACGGUCAAGUUCACCACGGGCGAGCACGAGUAUUCGCGCUUCGGAUUCCGCAAGCUCGUGGAGGGACGCAACCUGGACAUCAUCCAGCCCGACGUCAUGUGGCUCGGCGGUCUGACUGAGCUCCUCAAGGUGGCGGCCCUGGCGGCGGCCUACGACAUCCCCGUCGUGCCGCACGCCAGCGGGCCCUACAGCUACCACUUUGUCUUCUCGCAGCCCAACACGCCGUUCCAAGAGUACCUCGCCAACUCGCCCGACGGCAAGAGCGUGCUGCCCGUCUUUGGCGACCUCUUCAUCGACGAGCCCAUCCCCACCAAGGGGUACCUGACCACGGCGGACAUUGACAAGCCCGGCUUCGGACUCACGCUGAACCCGGCCGCGCGCUCCAAGCUGAUCCCUUCCAACUACCUUUUGAACCCUCCCGUGCAAAAGUCCCUGACGCCCGCGGCGGCGCCUGUGGAGAAUGGUACCGCAACCAAGACAGAGUCUCCGGAGAAGACCAAUGGCGUUGUGGACAACUUGACCGCCAAGGUGGAGGAGCUGACCACUGGGUCGUCAUGA
Emericellopsis cladophorae is the source of this 1362-nucleotide messenger RNA. Its product is annotated as L-rhamnonate dehydratase. Bases 1 to 1362 code for a protein of 453 amino acids. Gene Ontology annotation, molecular function: magnesium ion binding; L-rhamnonate dehydratase activity. NCBI's taxonomy places the organism in Eukaryota, Fungi, Ascomycota, Sordariomycetes, Hypocreales, Bionectriaceae. The transcript has 3 exons. The record is from RefSeq and is a predicted model, not a curated record. Gene Ontology annotation, biological process: carbohydrate catabolic process.